AUGGGUGGCCGGUGUAGAGUUUCCCAACAAAAUACAAGCGCACACAAAGGCACUAAUGAAAUUGCAAUAAUAUUAAAAGGAGAAACCCAGUUGGCAUCGGCAUGGCAAGUUGACAACGAUGACGACCAGGAUGAUGCGAUUCGAAUCCAGUUGCAUAUCCAUAAUUGCACAUACUCAUGUAUAUUUCGUUAUACACGCCAACUGGGUGUUUUUGCCAACUUCCAUGUUAAUCUGUUUGCAAAAGAUGAUCAUGAUCUCUUGUAA
This is a messenger RNA of Dovyalis caffra, 264 nucleotides long. Lineage: Eukaryota; Viridiplantae; Streptophyta; Magnoliopsida; Malpighiales; Salicaceae. The record is from the annotation of a GenBank genome assembly.